Messenger RNA from Cottoperca gobio, 3128 nucleotides. It is a transcript of the gene il34, whose product is annotated as interleukin 34. Gene Ontology annotation, biological process: positive regulation of protein phosphorylation; positive regulation of cell population proliferation; positive regulation of monocyte differentiation. The record is from RefSeq and is a predicted model, not a curated record. The transcript is spliced from 9 exons. Lineage: Eukaryota; Metazoa; Chordata; Actinopteri; Perciformes; Bovichtidae. Gene Ontology annotation, molecular function: macrophage colony-stimulating factor receptor binding. The coding region runs from base 841 to 1509 and encodes 222 amino acids.
GCCUGAGUCGUGAUCUACUGCUGACGUCCUUGACCAAGCAAAUUAUAUACAAUUCUAUGUAUGUGGUAACGUGUGUGGUGUGAGGUUGUGGAUUUUAGGACCUUAUGAAGUAAAGGACGAGGUGAGAAAGAGAGUAAGGCUCAAGAUCUUGGUCGUUUUCUGCUGCAUGGCAUCAAGAGUGAUACACACAGACGUUGUUGGUGACCAAUCAGCGGAAGGGUUCCUACUGGCCUACCAAACAUUCACAGCAUUGAGGGGACAUCCAAAGAAGCUGUGGUCAGACUCGGGGGAAAUACUUUGUGGGAGCCAGACCUGCCCUUAAAGAGCUUUACCUGUUUCUGGACACAUUGGAUAAAGCAGAGCUGGAGAAUGAGGCUACUAAACAUGGGGCAGAAUGGAGCUGGAAGAUCCAUCCAGCAGACUCACCACACAUAAAUGGAGCUGCUGAAGCAGCCGUCCGUGUAGUGAAAAGGAACCAAGAGACUCUCAAACAAAAUCCCCGCCAGCAUUCUUCAUAGGGAUGUCAGACGUCUGGUCAUCCUGCUUCCAGCUGAAGAACAAUCAGAGUAUUGAAAGACUUGUGACCUCCUUGGGUUCAGUAACCAGGAGCUCAAGUGGGAGGGAGCAACAGAAGUACAGGAGCCAUACAAACCAGGAUCUGUCUCUGCUGGAGUGUUCCAGAUGCUCAACAAUGCAAUGAAGACCUGAAACCUGACAACCCAUGUGUGUCCCUCGAACACACACACUGAAGAGUUGCAGACAACAGUGUUGUGUGCGUGGCCGGCCCUGUGUGUGUUUACACACUGUGCUGAGAUUAAAGCACUGUGGAGUCGAGGACUUAUGCUCAAGAGUAUGGUCCAACUGUCCACCUCAGUCUACCUGCUGGGAGGCCUUUUGGGCCUGUUUCUGCUAUCGCCUGUUCUGAUGGCCCCGACACCAGCCAGCAUGUGCACACCCUUGAAGACGCUCAACGGCAGCCUCAUCCACAGGCGACGGUACAUGAAACACAACUUCCCCAUCAACUACACCAUCAGGAUUCAUCACGAGGAAGUCUUUAAACUGUCAAGCAUCAACAGACUGAGGUUACAGGUGGAAGGGUUGGAUGAGCUGGUUCUCCAGAGGUUGUGGUUCCAGGUCAAUCAAGGCGUGUUAAAAAAGAUCAUCCGGGUUAUGCCAGAGAGACAUCCUUCACGUCAAUACACCACUGAGUUGGAAAGACGCUUCAGGGAUGUGGAGGGCGUGUUUGUACAGUCACAUCCCGCUGAGGUGUUCCAGCAGGAGCUUCCAGAGACUAUCCAGGACACUUGGGAUCAUUUAACAGAAGAGCCUGGCAGAGUGCCAGAGUCCAGCUGGAGGUUUGCUUCCCCAAAGUCUCUCCUAGACAACUUCUGCCGCACCAUGCACUGCCUCUUCAGCGAGUGCUUUUCCAGCACAGAAGCGCAGCAAGACUACUGCGGUGCUUCCCAUUGGAGGAAAGGCAGGAAGAAAUAUUUACGUCCUGAAAGCUGAGACUAGGCCAGCAGGGUGAAGUGUUGAUACUGAUAAGGGGUUGGUAUCAUUAUCUCCCUUGAGCGAUAGAGGGAGAAGUAAAAGGACAAUCCACAUGGAAACAAGAAAGUUCAGUCCUGAUUUGUGAACAUCAAUAAGUCUUUCCUAAAUCUACCAAACAGAGCAGAGAUUGUUUUUGAUGAUGAAGAAGACUAAAACACUGGCUCCAUCACCCAAGACUGUACCAUAGCCAGACUUCUCUUUUAUGAACACCUCUUUCAAACAUCAAUGAGCUAGAGCAAGAGCAAUGUACAUGAACUGAACUUCAAACCUACGGGCAAACUGAUUACCUGUGUGAUGCUUGAAGGGUGCCCAUCAGCAUUUCAAAUAUGAAGUAACAUCAUAGUCCGAUUUGUUUUUACUUAAAAAUUAUGACACAAAUCAAUCGAUUUAACUAGGAUUUAACAGUCUUAAAGGAGACAUAUCCGGGACAACUCACUUUUUUGGUACUUUUGGGUAUCUGGAGUACCAAUAAACCCACGGUCAGAAAUCAGGGGAUUCAACAAGCCAUUGAGAUUUGGCUCCCCUUCCUAUGUCACAUACAGGCUCAUUAGAAUAUAUCUGAGUAUCUCCACCAACGGCUUGAGAACUACCUUUGCCAGGCCCAUUUUCUCACAAGCCAAUCAGAGCAGAGUGGAGUUUCGGGAGGGGGGCUUAAAGAGACAGGCGCUAAACCGGAGCGUUUUAGACAGAGGGUGAAUACAGGUAUAGUCAGAUGGAUAGUAAGUAUUUUCUAAUCAUUAAAGCAUGUAAACAUGUUAGUAGAAACACAAGAUACCUAAAUGUAUGAAUCUGAAAAUUAGCAUAAUAUGACACCUUUAAAUAGAUGAAUAAUCUGAAAAUAAUUGCAUGGGAAACUAUUUGGUUAAAAUGUACAGUUUGGCAUUUCGGCAUUCCUGGCUGGUUUGGGGAAUUUUCAGUUGCUCCUUUCAUAAUUUCAGCUCUGAAUGUGCUAGAAAUAAAUGCUGUAAAAGUGUAUCCUGAAACUCAACUCCAUGCCAUUCCAUACUGUACUAUUAGGAAUAAUAAUUCUCAACAUCCAAAUAUUUUACACUUUCAAAUUCUAGUUUUACUCCAACAAAUCCUGACUAAGAUUUUACUUCAAAGCAAAUUAGUAUCUCCGGUAAUUGAUGUUCUGUCUAAGACGACCUCUCGGGUUGUGUCAGCUUUACUGUUAGGCUGUUACUCUAUGUUGUCGCUGUUUAAUGUAAUGUAUUAUAUUUGUCAGGUUUUAAAGGAAUGAAGACAUACAAUAUACACAUGCAUAUCAUAGAGAUGGGGGCUGUGCCGAAUAGUGAGACAUUCAUUACGUUGACAUUCAAAUCCUUAAUCAACAGUUGAAUAAUGCGCAGGGUUUUCUUUUGCAUGUCUAUUUAUUCUGUUUAAGGUAUUUCUGCAGAGUUGCAGAGAAAGAUUAGGCUACAGUAAUAUUAUUAGUAUUAUACUAUUGGAUUCCACUGGUGGCUGUGUUGGGUUGUUUCCGACUCGUUUGAUCCAAACAUUUCCAAUAACUUGGCGAGUGUAAAUCUCAAAAGUCUAAAUGCAUUGAAAAAAGAUGCAAUCAUUUCAAGAAAUCACAA